Messenger RNA from Pseudoliparis swirei, 1492 nucleotides. RefSeq names its product potassium channel subfamily K member 5-like. The transcript is spliced from 5 exons. Bases 97 to 1413 code for a protein of 438 amino acids. NCBI's taxonomy places the organism in Eukaryota, Metazoa, Chordata, Actinopteri, Perciformes, Liparidae. Gene Ontology annotation, cellular component: membrane. Gene Ontology annotation, biological process: stabilization of membrane potential; potassium ion transmembrane transport. The record is from RefSeq and is a predicted model, not a curated record. Gene Ontology annotation, molecular function: potassium ion leak channel activity.
UUAUGUUUCACCAGGAAGAAAGCCGCACAGGAAGGAUAACCAUGCACUCACAGGAAUACAAGCCACUCGGCCACGGAUUGAAGUUAUGACUUUAAUAUGGCGGAUACAGGUCCUUUUUUAACUUCAUGUAUUAUUUUCUACCUAUCGAUCGGUGCUGCAAUAUUCCAAAUUUUCGAAGAGCCAAACUGGAGAUCAGCCAGAGACGAAUACAUCCUAGAGAAGGAAAACAUUCUGAAGAAACACGCCUGCUUAACAGAGGAAGAUCUAGGGGAGAUUUUGGAGACAGUGUCAAAGGCUGCUGGCCGAGGUGUGACCAUCACUGGAGACAAGCACCUUAACUCGUGGGACUGGGGCAACUCGGUCAUCUUUGCUGCCACCAUUGUCACCACCAUAGGUUAUGGUAAUGUUGCUCCCAAGACAGAAGGUGGCCGUGUGUUCUGCAUCCUGUACGGUCUCUUUGGGAUCCCCCUGUGUCUGGUGUGGAUAAGCAAGCUGGGCUCAUUCUUUGGUGACCGGGCCAAACGUCUGUCCCAGGUUCUGAUCCGUAAAGGCGUUUCAGUGAAAAAGGUCCAGUUAACCUGUACAGCCUUGUUCCUGUUAUGGGGGCUGUUGUUGCACCUGGUGAUCCCUCCAUUUGUUUUCAUGUCUAUAGAAGGGUGGAGCUACCUGGAGGGCCUUUACUUCUCCUUUAUCACACUCACAACAGUUGGUUUUGGAGAUUAUGUGGCAGGUGUAAAUCCAAACAUGGAGUACCCCACACUCUACAGGGUGUUUGCAGAGUUGUGGAUCUACAUGGGCCUGGCCUGGCUGUCUCUGUUCUUCAGCUGGAAUGUCCACAUGGUUGUGGAAGCUCACAAGGUGCUAAAGAAAAGAAUACACAGGCACAAACUCGACGAGGAAUCUCAGUCUGUAGAAGAGAAGCACAGUUCACAAGGAAGGCCGUCCGUUAUCGACAUCUUCAACUUCCUAUCACAGAAGGAUGAAGACUACAGCACUGUCAUCAAGGAGAUCGGAGCCCACACAAGAACGCCUGCUGCCAACAUAAACCGCUCGAAGAGCUGCAGUGACAUCCUGACCACCAACAUCCAGACCCUGAAUCACUCGCCUCGGCACAGACGCAUGAUGAGCAUCAGUGAAGUGUUUGUAAAUGCAGAGCCUGUCGUGGACAAAGGCGUGUUGCGUCCUGUAAAACAAGAAAGCAACGAAGACCCUGCAUUUGCGAGGACGGAUGAUGAGGAGAACGGGGACAGUUGUCCACUUGAAUCAGAAACUCAUGGUAUUGUUUUCACUGUAUCUAAAAAAGAUGCCACGGAGGAGGAAAGCAUCCAGCAUCCUGGUGGUGGAGCCUCUCGCUUUACGAUAGCCAAGGUAGGAGAGACCACUUUGUCCAUGGAUAAAGAUGAAAAAGGAUAAAAGAUUUUAUAAAUACUGUUACGCAAUCUAGAAAACAAACAUUUUUGUAGAAAUGAUACUAAAUAAAUGUUAGACGGUU